This is a messenger RNA of Punica granatum (pomegranate), 1626 nucleotides long. The record is from RefSeq and is a predicted model, not a curated record. NCBI's taxonomy places the organism in Eukaryota, Viridiplantae, Streptophyta, Magnoliopsida, Myrtales, Lythraceae.
GUGAUCGUCCACCUUGGCUGCACUUCACCGCCCCAAAACCCUCACCCUGUCUCUCUGUACUCCGUGCCCCUUCUCUCUGUGGUCCUCUUCAAUGGAGCUCAAGUACCGGGCGGUCGAUCAAAGGCCGUCGGAGUACAUUCCGCAUUCUCCGGGGGUCAGUUACUUCCCGCAGCAGGCCAUCAGAGCUGGUUUCAUGAGUUCUGCUGAUAUGAGAUAUGCUCCAGAUUUGGGGUUAAAUCCGACCAUCAACAUGGAAGCAAACCAAAGGCGAGAGCGAAAUGGCUCCCUCGGAGCACUGGACAAUGAUAUGGGAUAUCCUCCAAACCGCAAAUUAAAUGUGGAAGUUGACCUGAUGCUGGAGCAGAAUAACUCUGUGCAAGCAAUACAAUAUGAUGCAAUGCAGCGCCAGUUGGAGAAGCAGCGAAUCAGAGAAGAGAUCAUAGCCUCGGAGUUUGAGAGGCGCAGAAUGCUCGAGCUAGAGGUCAGAAGGGAAUUGGAACAAGAAAUGGCAAUGCAACGUGCGGCUGAUGGAUUUUCAUUUCAAGAGAGAUCUGCGAUGUGGUUUGAUGAGAGAUUCUCCUUUGUGGAUCGGGUAGAUGAUCAACUGAUGCGGGAACCAUGGGCAUCUUGGGGUCGUGAUAUGUUCUCAUCUAGGUACCCCAUGAGGCUAAUCCCUGGAGCUACUCGUGCUACAGUGGAUAUGUUCCCAUCGAGAUACCCUGUGCAGCCAUUCCCUGGAGCUACACAAUCUGAAACGGAUGCUGAGGUUCGUAGAAGCAGGAUAAUUAUGCUGGCUAAACCAACUCCAAAUCUCUCUGGAGUAAAGAGGAAACUUACCACCCCACCUGGAGAAAGUUCCUGGGUGCCACCUAUUAGAAAUGAAAAAGUGAAGGAAGAACAUAGCUGCGCCCUUUGCCAAGUCAGUGCCACUAGUGCGAAGGGCCUGAACGAACAUCUCCAGGGGAAGAAGCACAAAAUGAUGGAAGAGAAGCUCAGAGCUGAGAAGAUCGACAGAAAGAAAGCUCCAAACGGGAAGUUUUUUAAAGGUAAAUCCCCCGCAAAAUCAACAAAGAACACUAAGGAAGAAAUGGAUGAGAAGUCCAUGCCGCAGCCUUUGGAGGAUUUGAAGGACAAUAGUAAUGGUGCCAGUUCAAGCAAAGAUGACAGACCAAAACUUGCUCCAGAAGUGGAUAUUCGUCCUGAGUCAAGAAAGAAGAGGAAGAAGAGCUUCAAGUUCUGGUGCGAACAGUGUGGAGUUGGUGCUUACUGUGAGAAGGUAUUCGAAACGCACAUGAAUGGAAAGAAGCAUUGGCUCCAUCUACCGAUGAACAAGCCAGCAGCAUCAGAUACUGCCGAGAACGGUAAUAAAUCCAGCCCAGCUCCUAACAUGAGCUAAAUGGUUGGUUAUAUAUUGUUCUCUGUCGUAUGGGGGUUAAAUCUAAUUUCUAAUACGACUUAUUCAGUCAUACUGAUACUGAAGGUUUUGUGAUUAGGUUGCAACGCAUAACUAGCUGAUGCAGGGGGCAAUGUAUAUCUUCUCCUUGAUUUGAAGUUUUCGGUGUCUCUGAGGCUGACAAUGAAUGAUAACGUGUUGCGGUGCUAAUUGAAUUAGAAGAAGUUCAUUAA